UUUCUUGUGUGUGUGUGUGUGUGUGCGUCCUGGUGUCACCUGUUCUAACGCCACCGUUGCCGCCGCCAGUAUGAACCCGGAGAGUUUCGCGGCCGGUGAGAGGCUGGUGUCGCCGGCCUACGUGCGGCAGGGCUGUGAGGCCCGCCGCACGCACGAGCACCUCAUCCGGCUGCUUCUGGAGCAGGGCAAAUGUCCAGAGGAUGGUUGGGAUGAAAGUACACUUGAACUCUUUCUACAUGAACUGGCGAUCAUGGAUAGCAACAAUUUCCUGGGCAACUGUGGUGUGGGAGAAAGGGAAGGGAGAGUGGCUUCGGCUUUAGUUGCUCGGCGUCAUUACAGGUUCAUUCAUGGAAUUGGACGAUCAGGUGAUAUUUCUGCUGUGCAACCAAAAGCUGCAGGUUCUAGCCUUUUGAACAAAAUUACCAAUUCUUUGGUCCUGGACAUCAUAAAGAUGGCUGGUGUCCAUUCAGUGACCAAUUGCUUUGUAGUGCCUAUGGCAACUGGUAUGAGUCUAACUCUGUGUUUCUUGACAUUACGACACAAAAGACCAAAGGCAAAGUAUAUUAUAUGGCCACGAAUAGACCAGAAGUCCUGCUUUAAAUCCAUGAUCACUGCAGGUUUUGAGCCCGUGGUGAUAGAGAACGUUUUAGAAGGUGAUGAGCUGCGCACAGACCUGAAAGCAGUAGAAGCUAAAAUCCAGGAACUUGGGUCUGAUAAUGUGCUGUGUGUUCAUUCUACUACAUCCUGUUUUGCUCCAAGGGUACCUGACAGAUUAGAAGAACUGGCUCUGAUUUGUGCUUCUUAUGGCGUUCCACAUAUAGUCAACAAUGCUUAUGGAUUGCAGUCUUCAAAGUGUAUGCACCUCAUUCAGCAGGGGGCUCGGGUUGGAAGAAUAGAUGCUUUCGUUCAGAGCUUGGACAAAAAUUUUAUGGUUCCAGUAGGUGGCGCUAUAAUUGCUGGCUUUAAUGAUUUCUUCAUUCAGGAAAUCAGCAAGAUGUAUCCAGGAAGAGCUUCAGCUUCACCUUCUUUAGAUGUCCUUAUUACUUUAUUAUCACUUGGAUCAAAUGGCUAUAAGAAACUAUUAAAAGAAAGAAAGGAAAUGUUUUCAUAUUUGUCCAUCCAACUAAAGAAGCUGGCAGAAGCCUACGAUGAAAGACUGUUGCAUACACCUCACAAUCCCAUAUCUUUAGCUGUGACACUUAAGACACUAGAUGAGCACCGUGACAAAGCUGUCACUCAGCUUGGCUCAAUGCUUUUUACCAGACAGGUUUCUGGAGCCAGAGUUGUGCCUCUUGGGGCUGUGCAAACUGUGAGUGGCUACACUUUCCGAGGCUUCAUGUCACAUACCAAUGAUUACCCUUGUGCCUACCUCAAUGCUGCGUCAGCCAUUGGAAUGAAGACACAGGAUGUGGACUUGUUCAUAAAGAGACUGGACAAGUGUUUCAAGAUAGUAAGAAAAGAACAAAAUAGAGAGAGUGAUGGAUCUGGAGUUGACAAUGACAAAACUGAAGAUGUGGUUAUUGAAGAAAUGGGUUUAAAACUAGAGAAUGUACUUCUUGACAAGUUCGAGGAUUCUUCAUGACAUGUGAAGGGUUUCUUUUUGAUAAUUUGAAAGAAAUGAUGAGGUGACAGUAUAAGCAAGCAGUUUAAAGAUAAGUCUUGAAAUUUUUGAAUUGAGAAUGUCAUGGAGAAUGUUUGGUCAAGGAAUAGAAUCUGGCCUGAUUUAGCCAUUUAUGAUUGUUAUACUUUUUAUUCUUAUAUAGCCUCAAGCAUUAUGAUCCUUAAUGGAUUAUAAUACACAAUUAGCAUUUUUCUAAUUGUAAAAAUAUUUGUCAACUAAGCAUUAUGAUUCAUAUAAUUCUUAUAUAAGAGCAGUAAAAUUACCACAAUACUUUUUGAAAUGU
Messenger RNA from Eptesicus fuscus (big brown bat), 1904 nucleotides. RefSeq names its product Sep (O-phosphoserine) tRNA:Sec (selenocysteine) tRNA synthase (gene SEPSECS). Bases 71 to 1582 code for a protein of 503 amino acids. The record is from RefSeq and is a predicted model, not a curated record. The transcript is spliced from 11 exons. Lineage: Eukaryota; Metazoa; Chordata; Mammalia; Chiroptera; Vespertilionidae. Gene Ontology annotation, molecular function: O-phosphoseryl-tRNA(Sec) selenium transferase activity; tRNA binding. Gene Ontology annotation, biological process: conversion of seryl-tRNAsec to selenocys-tRNAsec; selenocysteine incorporation.